Molecule: messenger RNA, 5936 nt
Organism: Planococcus citri (citrus mealybug)
Lineage: Eukaryota; Metazoa; Arthropoda; Insecta; Hemiptera; Pseudococcidae
Gene: Galphas
Product: G protein alpha s subunit
Exons: 10
Coding region: 308-1447 (379 amino acids)
Biological process (GO): sensory perception of chemical stimulus; adenylate cyclase-activating dopamine receptor signaling pathway
Cellular component (GO): heterotrimeric G-protein complex
Molecular function (GO): GTP binding; G protein-coupled receptor binding; GTPase activity
Source: RefSeq, a predicted model, not a curated record
CAGAAUUCAUAACUUGGAGAAAAAUGCAUAAUUUAUAUCUCGCUGUGUAGGUGUUGUUGGUGUUAUUAUCGUAGCAGAGAGGUGUAUCUUGUUUUGUGAUUAGUGUUUAAGCAAAAUGAAUUAUUAUUUUGUAAAUUGCGGUGGUGUAUAUAAUAGUGUAAAACGAAGUGUUGAAAUCUUUUUCGUUGAUUACGAACUAAAGUGCUUUAAUUGAUUGUAGUGCAAAAUAGGUGACUGGUCCGCCGCGGAAAGGCAGCGCUACUCCCUUUUGUGCUGCCAAAUUACCAAAAUAGGCUGGCCUAAUGUUAUGGGGUGCUUUGGAAGUGCAAGCUCGAAGGCGGACCAUGAAGAGACCAAAAGGGGAAAGGAAACGAACAAAAAGAUAAAUCAGCAAUUGCAAAAAGAUAAACAAGUUUACAGAGCAACACACAGAUUACUGCUACUAGGCGCUGGAGAAUCAGGAAAAAGUACUAUUGUGAAACAAAUGAGAAUUUUACACGUAAAUGGAUUCAGUGAAGAGGAAAAACGACAAAAAAUAGAAGAUAUAAAGAAAAACAUAAGAGAUGCCAUACUGACGAUAUCAGGAGCCAUGAGUACGCUGACACCUCCAGUUGCUUUACAAAAUCCUGAAAAUCAAUUUCGGGUCGAUUACAUACAAGAUGUUGCCUCUCAGCAUGAUUUUGAUUAUCCGCCGGAAUUCUACGAACACACUGAAAUUUUAUGGAAAGAUAAAGGAGUACAAGCGUGUUUCGAAAGAUCAAACGAAUAUCAAUUAAUCGAUUGCGCAAAGUAUUUUCUUGAUCGAGUUCAUAUCAUUAAACAGCCAGAUUAUACGCCUUCUGAACAAGACAUUCUAAGAUGUCGUGUAUUAACUUCCGGAAUAUUUGAAACCCGAUUCCAAGUUGAAAAAGUCAAUUUCCACAUGUUCGAUGUCGGAGGACAGCGAGACGAAAGGCGAAAGUGGAUUCAAUGUUUUAACGACGUUACAGCCAUAAUUUUUGUUACUGCCUGUAGUAGUUAUAAUAUGGUACUUCGAGAAGAUCCUACCCAGAACAGACUUAGAGAAUCGUUAGACUUGUUUAAAAGUAUAUGGAACAAUAGAUGGUUAAGAACGAUAUCAGUUAUCUUAUUUUUAAACAAGCAGGAUUUAUUGGCUGAAAAAAUCAGAGCCGGUAAGUCGCGAUUAGAAGAUUAUUUCGCCGAGUUUUCGCGUUAUCAAACACCAAUCGAUGCUACGCCUGAUCCUUCCGAAGACGCGCAGGUCACAAGAGCCAAAUAUUUUAUACGCGACGAAUUUCUUCGCAUCAGUACAGCCAGCGGCGACGGUAAGCAUUAUUGUUACCCGCAUUUCACCUGUGCCGUCGAUACGGAAAAUAUCAGACGCGUAUUCAACGAUUGUCGCGAUAUCAUACAACGAAUGCAUCUGCGACAGUACGAAUUGUUGUGAUCUACGAAUGAUUAUUAUAAAUUUAAAAAACAAAUUGUAUUGCGAUGUUUGCGCUAACUGCCAUCUGUUUGUUCCCGAAAAAAAAAAUUAUGUAAUUACUAUACAUUACAUUAAUUUCCGAGUGCUAACACGACGCACUUGCUCGCUACCUAAUCGUUUCUUGUUAUAUUCUUGGAUAUUAUUUUCCUUGCUGAUAUUGGUAUAUUUCCUUUUUUCUCGCCUUGCAGUGUUGCCAAGUAUAAUAUUCGUCGGCGGUAUCGUGUAGAAAAUUUAUCGACGAGAAUAUCGUAUAGUUAUACGUAAUUUUAAGAAAUUGUAUAAAGCAGUUUUUCAUCGUAAACAGUGUAACUGCUCCUUGAUUAUUAUUUUUUUUUUCGUUCUUUUUUUCUAUACAAACCAUCAUCGGUUGCGUAUCACUACGAAUAGUCUCGAUAUUUUCAAGAUACAUCUUUCGAUGUAGUUCUUUUUUUUUUAAACGAAAAUGAAGGAAAAAAAUUGUAAAUAUAAAGUUACCAUUGCGAAAGCGUCCCGAGAUGAUGUUUCAAAGAGGACGCAUGUGAAGAGUUAAUUUGCGCUUCCAUACGUGUUUGACGAGAUCGUUUAAUUUGUAAUCGAAAGUGCAAUAUGUUUACUAGUUACGCGUCCCUUCUGUUUAAUAUGUUUUUCGUUAAUUUUCAUUUCUUUUUUUUUUUUCUUUUUUUUUAUACUUAUAUUCUUUGGUACUUGGCAACGUUGUCAUCGGUCCCGGAAAUUUUUUGGAAGGGGAAGUCUUAGAUUUAUUGCUUACAGUUACCACAUUUUGCAUUUGAAAAUUAGUACCGUUUUGUUUUAUCACGAAAAAAGUUGUUAUGUUGUAAAUUUUUACGAUUAUCGUGUACGUUCCCGUUCGUAUUGAUAUGGGUUUUCCACAUACGCACUGACGUUUUUAGUGGUAGACCAUUUUUUUUUCUUUUUAUUCGUAAUCAUAUUUUUUUGUUUUGUUUUACUUUUGUUUUUUUUUGUUUUUGUUUUCUUUUUUCUUUUUUGUUUAUAUUUGUUGUAUUGUGUAAGAACAUUCUUGUCGCGAAGUGCAAUAUUACGAGUGAGAUUUCAAAAGUACAUAGAUAUGCCCUGAAGAUGGAAAAAUAUGAAAAAAUUAAACGCGUGCUUGGAGAUGAAAGCUCGAAAAAUACAAUACAUUGUGUUAGUUAUGUCGCGACGUUGAAUUUAAUUCAUGUCUGGAAAGUGGAAAGUAACAAAGUACGUUCACUAUCGUUGUUUAAUCAUUAAUAAGUGCAGGGGUUCGAAAAUUUGGUCGAUUAUUUUAAUUAAUAGGUACGAUGAUUAGAUUUUGUUGAUCUGAGUGUUAGUAGAUUGAGUGGAAAGAGUUAAGUUAUUCAUUUUAACAUCUGUUAUUUUUUCUAUGUAUCAUUCGAAUAAUAUUUUGACCAACAAAUGAAAAUGAAAUUUACUAUCAAUUUCACAAAUAAUUUCGUUGAUCUGUGUUUUAUUUCCUUUUUAGAUUUCAUGUGUAAGCUUGAGUGAGUGACCGCCCAGCCCCCUACGGGAUGACUUGUAAAUGACGUUCAGACAAGGGAAUGGGAAGGUUAAUGGCCUUCUCUUUUAUAUGAAUUUUUCUUUUUUGGAUAGGGUCUGCGAAGUUUCUUAAAGUGACUUUUGUUGAACUCAUUUCCUCUAAAAAUUGAAUUUCUUCCGUAUUUUUUUUUUUAAUUGGGAAAAUUUUCAUUUUGAUUGAUUUUUUGAGAACAUUCUAACAAUUUUUUGAAACAGGCACUUUUGGGAAAUUUUCCGAUUUUGAGCAGGUUUUUGUGAGCAUUUUCACAUUUUGAAAGGAUUUUUUAUUCGCAAUUUUGAAUGAUGUUUUAAAAUUGAGAAAAGAUUUGUCUAUUAUAGUUGAAAAAACAGAAACUUGAGAUAAAAGUAUGGGAAAACGGAUUUUGAAGGUGGAAUGUUUUGUUUCAUAAUUAUUCUGCUAUGUCAGGGACCUGCAGAUAUGCUUCAGUCUAUUUUUGGAAUUUUUGGUCUCCGAAAUUACCUCUGAGAGACGAGGAGGAGAAGAAGAAGAAGAUUGCAGAUUUGUGGAACGAGAGGGAAGGAGGCCCAAGUAUGAAGUUGCGUUAUGAUAAUUUUGAACUUUUUUAUGACAAUGUCUUUCAGAUUUUUCUCAAAAGGUCCAAAAAAGUUCUGAAUUUUGGUUCCAAUGAGUAAGGAUAGGUAUAAAUGGUCUUUAGCCAAAACCAUUGAAAUACACUGCCAACGAAUUUCAUUAUUGAAUUCUAGAUUAUGUUUUUAGAAGUUAAUUUGAAGUGAAAAUCUGGUCGAGGUGCCCUCGUAGUGAGGGCAUGGAGGAAAAGUGAGUUGGUCGUUUGAAAUUAAUACAUCCUCUAAGAUAAUUCCCAAUACGCUCUUUCGAUUCUCUUCCCCAGUUGUGUGCAGUACACCAAGUGCUUAUAUGUGCGUUUAGUAAAUAGAAUUGGAAGAACACGAAAGUUUGAUCUCGAAAGAGUUUGAGAAAAAUCUUUUCCCUCUCUCCCUCUCUCAUCUUCACGUGAAAUUGAAUGGUAGAAGUUUGUGGGAUAAUAGAUAUCUUCAAAAGAAUUGGAAUCAGCUUUCAAUUUUGAAGGAAACCCCUGAGACCACUCCCCCUGCCUCUAACUUUUACAAGAACAUUUCGAUCGUUUCCUGUUCAUCUCCUACCAUAAAUUGUUUAACAAACCCUUUACAUUAUUGCAUGAUAUCGUAAACAGAUAGCAUUUUGAUGAACAUUUGUCCCAAAUUUAUCCUCUUGAAAGAAUCAAAAUCAGCCUAAGAACAAUUUUUUGUUGUAUUUGUUUUUAUUUUGUUUUUUAACUUUAAAAAAAUAAUUUAUCUAUUCGAAAAAUGAAUAAAAUUCCACGCUGUUUAGUACAACGAUUACCAAUUCCACCGUGUAUUCAUUCGUUUUUGACAAUUUUCAAAUCGAACGCUUCAAAAGGAUGAAAACAUUGUGAUCGUAGUUCGAAAUAUUUUCUAGUCGUUGAUUUUUUUUAAAAACAAAAAAAAAAACAGAUUGAAAUAUCGAUAUAAGCGACAAGGAAUAUUCGUUUUUUUUCUUUCUAAAUUUUUUAUUUUUAAUGCUCUUCACUUUUCAAUUUUUUUUUUUUUUUUUUUUUUUGAAUCAGAGAUUCAAGGAAAACUCAUAUCAAUAACAAUGUAAGUUGUAUUUUUGUGCGUUUUACUUUACGAAUAUAAAUAUAUAAAUAAAUUUAUUCAUAUAAAUAUUUUUUUAUUUUAAUUUUGUUAUUUAUUUAUGCAUUUUUGUUUUUUCUUUAUAUGAAGUAUAUAAAUUUAUAUACGUAUUUACACAUGUUUAUAUAAUGGAAUUAGAGACUGAUUAGGUAACAAAUUUUUUUAUUAUUUAUAAAAUGUGUUUACAAAAAAAAAGAAAAAAACAGAGAAGCAGAUUUUGUAUUAUUUUGGAAACGUUUUACGGUGAUUUAUUUUUGUUUGAUGACUCGUUGCUUAAAUUUUGACCGGUUACCUAGUCUGUUUCUGGUUGUUACUCGACGGUAUUUAUUUUAAAAGUGCUUUUUACUACGAUAACCCGGAAGAGGUGCGUGUUGUUUCGGCUUUUUAUUAUUUUUUUUCUUUGUUUUAUUUAUUUUUAUUAAUAUUCUAACGAUUAUUUAUUCUAUGCGAGUAUAUAUUUUAAUCUACGUAUUUCUCCGUAUGUAUAUAUUAAUCGCUGUAAACAUUUCGCACAAUUUUACGAAUAUCUAAGUAAGCACUUAAGCACUAAUUAUUAUGAAUUUUUAACACUUUUUAUAUUUGGUAGCUAAGAUAUCGCGUAACUGCCCUACUAGAGAACUUAUGUCUUCGGCGUACGUAAGUCUGCGUAUAAUAUGUAUGCGGUGGAAAAAAUAGGAUAAAGGAGAAGCUUUUUCGUUGCACGUUGAAAAUUUUUUGCGAUUUAAAGGUAUCCUCGUUUAUUGAAGUGCGCCUUAGUGCUACUUUUUUAAUUUUUUUUUUACGAUACCUGCGUUAUUUUAGGUUGAUUUUCGUGUGCAGCGAGUAACUCCGUCCUUGAAAGGGAUUGGCGAAUAUAUACGUUUUAAGAGAGAAUGAUUAUAUUUUGGGUUUGAUUUUUUUUCUACACAGUAUUAUUCGGUUUUGUGAUUUCAUAACAAAUAGUAUUAAGGUGGAAGGAACGCCGAGCAUGGAUUCGUCUGUAUGCUUGAAGGAAUUUGAGGGCAUUGGUCUGUCAAAAUAAGGUGUUCAACGUUGAUUUUUUGUUGAAAUCGUGCUAUAGCUAUACACCACGAACGGUGAUCUAUUCGAUUCGAAGGUUUUCGUAAUGGUUCAUUUGAGAACUUUCGAAUUUUGUGUAAAGAUGGCAAGUAGUGUAGGUAUUCGAAGCAUUUCGGUGGAAGUGUCGACGAAUUCUCAAAUUUUGAUUUCAUUGUUCGGUAUUCUCAACUAUAAUUUUACGAAUAAAAACUUCGUAAUGUUC